Molecule: messenger RNA, 5416 nt
Organism: Zea mays
Lineage: Eukaryota; Viridiplantae; Streptophyta; Magnoliopsida; Poales; Poaceae
Product: putative disease resistance protein RGA1
Exons: 5
Coding region: 912-4733 (1273 amino acids)
Biological process (GO): defense response to other organism
Molecular function (GO): protein binding; ADP binding
Source: RefSeq, a predicted model, not a curated record
GCUGGCGCAUAGCUGGUAGAGGUGGGAGAAGGUGGCGGUGGCGACGAACCCCGCUCCGGCUGAGCAGGCGUGGGGCGGCAGGGGCAUCCUGGGCUCAGGCUGGUGGCGAUCAUGUGUUAAUUAAUGUACGGGACACAUCUUUCUACCUUCGCAUUCCAGCCUCCUAUAUUGCAAAUUGCGAUGCCAUUAAAACAUGGAUAUUCACCCAACAUUUGGAAAUUGGGAUUGAACAACUCGAUGUGGUAUUGUUCUCACCUUGAGCUCCUGUGAUGUGUGCGGUUGUCCACCUGGACGAACUCGAACUCGCCUUUCUUCUGCCUCGCAAAUCAAAUCAAAACGGGCUAGCACCUGUAAGUAAAUUUGUGUUUGUCAAAUUGAGAGGGCCCGGUUCCAAUUCAAACACCUAUUACUAUAUGGAUAAUAGGACCCACUGUCCGUAAAGAUGACUUUUUUCGCCAUCCUCUUUCCGCGCUUCUUCCUUCCUCUUUCCCUCAGCUGUCUGUCAGCAGCACCAUCGGUCUCCUCUACGACAAAAACAGAUCUUCUAUCACCAGCAAUCAGCAACACCAUCCGCUAUUCCUGCAUUCCCUGCCCGACGGAGCUGCUUCCCUCCUUGCUGUGCUGUUCUGGGCUGUGCUUGUUCUAGAGUCUACUCCACCACUGCGGCGACCUCGCGCUCGUUGUCGAUUCCAGCUCCAUGCGCCCUUGAUUUAUUUUACUUGUGUUUUCUCCAGUCCGUAGCGUCUUUAUCAGUUGCUUGCCUUCUGCAGAGGAAAAAAGAAAAAAAAAGAGUCAGCUUUGUUACUGCAUCUUCAGCUUGUUCAUUUCGCUCUAGUCUGGAAAUAUUCAUCCAAGAUCUCUCCAUCUUCUCCACUCACAAAGUAAGAGGAAGCACAAACCACUGCAAUUUCAUGGCAGACUUUGCUCUCACUGGCUUAAGGUGGACAGCAGCUCCGAUUGUCAAAGAGCUUCUUACUAAAGCUUCAGCUUACCUCAGUGUGGACAUGGUGCGCGAGAUCCAACAACUGGAAGCCACUGUCCUGCCACAGUUCGAGCUGAUAAUUCAAGCGGCCCAGAAGAGCCCCCACAGGGGCAUGCUGGAGGCAUGGCUCCGGCGUCUCAAAGAAGCCUAUUAUGAUGCCGAGGAUCUGCUGGACGAGCAUGAGUACUAUGUCCUUAAGGCCAAGGCCAAGAGCUCCUCCCCUGCAAGUACUGUUAUGAAGCCCUUUCAUAAUGCUAUGAGCAGGGCACGCAACUUUCUCCCUCAGAAGAGAAGGCUAAUUAGCAAGAUGAGCGAGCUUAAAGCUAUCCUGACAGAAGCCCAGCAGCUUCGAGAUCUUCUUAGUUUGCCACAUGGCAAUACCGUCGAGUGGCCAACUGUAGCAGCUACCGUUGUUCCCACAACAACAUCAUAUCCCACUUCAAAGGUUUUCGGCCGUGAUCGAGAUCGUGACCGUAUAGUUGAUUUCCUUCUCGGCAAGACAACAACUGCUGAGGCAAGCUCAGCCAAGUACUCGGGUUUGGCCAUUGUUGGAAUUGGAGGAAUGGGGAAGUCCACCAUAGCACAGUAUGUCUAUAAUGACGAGAGGAUUGAAAAAUGCUUUGAUGUCAGGAUGUGGAUCUGCAUCUCACGCAAACUUGAUGUGCAUCGUCACACAAGAGAGAUCAUCGAGUCCGCAAAAAAUGGGGAGUGCCCACGUGUUGAUAAUCUCAAUACUCUCCAGCGCAAAUUAAGUGACAUACUACAACAGUCACAGAAAUUCCUGCUUGUCUUGGAUGAUGUUUGGUUUGAAAAAUCUGAUAGUGAGACUGAGUGGGCGGAAUUCCUUGCUCCAUUAGUCUCUAAACAGUCAGGGAGCAAAGUUUUGGUGACUUCUCGAUGUGAAACACUUCCGGCUGCUGUUUGCUGUGAACAAGUCGUUCAUUUGGAAAACAUGGAUGAUACUGAGUUUUUGAAUCUCUUUAAACACCAUGCUUUCUCUGGAGCAGAAAUCAAGGACCAACUGUUACGCACGAAGCUGGAACACACUGCAGAGGAGAUUGCUAAAAGGCUUGGACAAUGUCCUUUAGCAGCAAAAGUUAUGGGUUCCCGAUUGUGCAGGAAAAAGGAUAUUGCUGAAUGGAAAGCUGCUCUAAAGCUUGGAGAUUUGAGUCAUCCCUUCACAUCUCUGUUGUGGAGUUAUGAGAAGUUAGAUCCACGUUUGCAGAGAUGCUUCUUGUAUUGCAGUUUGUUUCCAAAAGGUCAUAGAUAUCAAUCUGAUGAAUUGGUUCACCUCUGGGUGGCAGAAGGAUUUGUUGGUUCAUGCAAUUGGAGUAGGAGAACAUUGGAAGAGAUUGGGAUGGAUUACUUCAAUGAUAUGGUCUCUGGGUCUUUCUUCCAAUUGGUUUCUAAAGGAUGUUAUUCGUACUAUACCAUGCACGACAUCCUUCAUGAUUUGGCAGAGUCACUCUCUAGAGAAGACUGCUUCAGAUUAGAAGAUGAUAAUGUGACAGAAAUACCAUGCACUGUUCGACAUCUAUCUGUUCGUGUUGAAAGUAUGCAAAAGCAUAAGCAAAUUAUCUACAAGCUACAUCAUUUACGCACUGUUAUCUGCAUUGAUCGACUAAUGGAUAAUGCAAGUAUUAUUUUUUAUCAGAUGCUAUGGAACAUGAAGAAGUUGCGUGUAUUGUCUUUGUCAUUUGCCAACAGCAGGAAGUUGCCAGAAUCUAUUGGUGAGCUGAAGCACCUUCGGUAUUUGGACCUCGCCAGAACAUCAGUUUCUGAAUUGCCUAGAUCAUUAUGUACUCUCUACCACUUACAAUUACUUUCGUUAAACUACAUGGCGGAGAGGUUGCCUGACAAACUUUGCAAUUUAAGUAAGCUACGACAUCUAAGAGUGAACAACAAUCAAAUUCCCAACAUUGGCAAGCUUACUUCAUUACAACGAAUAGAGAUAUUUUCCGUGCAAAAGAAGCAAGGAUAUGAGUUGCAACAACUGAAGUACUUGAAUGAGCUUGGUGGCAGUUUAAGCGUACAAAAUCUUGAGAAUGUCAUCGGAAAGGAUGAAGCCUUAGAGUCGAAGCUAUAUCUGAAAAGUCGCCUUAAAGAGUUGACACUUGUGUGGAGUUCUGAUAAUGGCAUGGAUGCAAUGGAUAUUCUGCAUUUGGAUAUUCUAGAAGGUCUGAGACCGCCACCCCAAUUGAGUAAACUCACAAUCGAAGGCUACAAAUCUAGCACAUAUCCUGGGUGGUUACUUGAGCGAUCCUAUUUUGAGAAUUUAGAAAGUUUUGAGCUCAAUAAUUGCAGUUUGCUAGCAGUCCUACCACCAGAUACAGAGCUCCUUCGGCAUUGCUCUAGGCUGCAUAUAAAAAAUGUUCCAAAAUUGAAGGAACUACCGUAUCUUCCAGCAGGCCUUACAGAGUUGUCAAUUUGUAGGUGUCCAUUACUUAUGUUUAUCACCAACAAGGAGCUAGGACAACAUGACUUGAGGGAAAAUAUAAUGAAGGCAGACGACCUGUCGUCUAAACUUGCAUCGAUGUGGGAGGUGGAUUCAAGAUCACAUGUUACGAGCGUACUGUCGGAAGACUAUUCAUUUCUGAAGCAGUUGAUGACAUUGAUGAUGGAUGAUGAUAUAUCAAAGCAUCUUCAAAUUAUUGAAAGUGGUCUAGAGGAAGGAGGAGAUGAAGUAUGGAUGAAAGAAAACAUCAUCAAGGCAUGGCUCUUUUGCCAUGAGCAGAGGAUAAGAUUCAUUUAUGGAAGGACCAUGGAGAUGUCACUGGUUCUACCGUCAGGACUCUAUAAACUUUCUCUUUCUUCAUGCAUUAUUACAGAUGAAGCUUUAGCUAUUUGCCUCAGUGGCCUCACUUCACUGAGAACUUUGGAAUUGAAAUAUAAUAUGACAUUAACUACACUUCCGUCAGAAGAGGCGUUUCAACAAAUGACAAAGCUGAAGUGCUUCGCUAUAAGUGGUUGUUGGUGUCUCAAAUCACUGGGGGGAUUACAUGCUGCUCCAUCUCUUUCGGCUCUUGAUUGUUGGGAUUGUCCUUCUUUAGAGCUAGCACGUGGAGCCGAACUAAUGCCAUUGAACCUUGCUAGCUACCUUGACAUCCAGGGCUGCAUUCUUGCAGCCGAUUCAUUCACUAAUUAUGUGCCAGACCUGAAACAACUUACCAUUAUUAACUGCAGAUGCUCCCCAUCCUUAUCGAUUGGCCACCUGACCUCCCUUGAAUCAUUACAACUAAUUGGUCUCCCUGAUCUUUACUUUGUUGAAGGCUUGUCUUCCCUGCACCUUAAGCGCCUAAAGUUAGGAGAUGUUGCAAACCUUACUGCCAAGUGCUUCUCACAGUUUCGUGUCAUGGAAUCGCUCACCGUUAGUAGCUCCGUAUUGCUCAACCAGAUGCUCAUGGCUGAAGGGUUUAUGGUCCCACCAAAUCUUGAAUUCUUAUAUUGCAAGGAGCCGUCGAUUUUAUUUGAAGAGCCUGCAAAUCUCUCAUCUGUCAAGUGCCUGAAUUUUUCGUUAUGUGAAACCGAGUCCCUGCCAAGAAAUCUAAAAUCUCUAUCAAGUCUGGAGAGUCUCGAGAUAGGGUUUUGCCCCAACAUAGCAUCUUUACCAGAUCUGCCGUCCUCCCUCGAGCGCAUAACUAUAUGGGAGUGCCCUGUCUUGAAGAAGAACUGCCAAGAACCUGAUGGAGAAAGCUGGCCAAAGAUUUCACGCAUCCGUCGGAAGGACAUAGGCUUCCAAUAUUUUAUUUAGGAAACAUUUCAUGUUGUAAACAGGCACCUCGAGCUCAAGGUCACCCCGUCACCACUCGCCGCCCUCAUCUUCUACAGAGUCGGCACCGAACUAGGUACUUAGCACCCAGGCCAGCUACCUGCGUCCAUAAUAGGCUCUGCAUUUAUGGGGGCCCUACAUUGUUUAUGCCGCCCACUUCUGCUGCAGAAACAGUCUGAAUAUGGGCUUUUCCAACCAGCCAAUCCAGAGAACAGGGCUAGCCCAAGACAGCUGUAUGGGCUGAGCAGAAUUCUGCCGAGUUUAUCACCAAGAAUGAUCAAUCCCUUGUCGCUGAAUGAAUCAAGUUCAUUUUUCCGAGAAUUAAUUUUGGUAUCCAAAUCUAAGUUCAUGGAAUUCAUACCAGUGAUAUAUUGUAAAGGUAGCACCCUCACUGUCGACGGUGGCCUUGUACUGCAUUGAAUUUGGGUGUUUAUGCCACAUUUUCAUAGUUGUGACAAUAGUGUAGAACAGGUUGGUAGCAGGCCUUAAAAACUGAUUAGCAUAAUCAAAUGAAUAUGGUUAUAGAUGGGGUUUGACCUGAGCUCAAAAAUAUAUUGUUGACCCUAAUUAGGGUUUCUACUGCGUCAUUAGUUUUACUCCUCUUGCAAGACUACGUUCUGUAAACAUUCCAUAUUAUAGUGAAGGUUUCGCUUGGUUGGUGCCUA